Gongylonema pulchrum is the source of this 308-nucleotide messenger RNA. Lineage: Eukaryota; Metazoa; Nematoda; Chromadorea; Rhabditida; Gongylonematidae. The record is from the annotation of a GenBank genome assembly.
GUGGACUGAUGAAAAUGUGGUACCCGCUGGUACUGGCGGCAUUAAUUGUUAUUGCAAGCGCUAAUGAGAGGACCAAACGAGAUGAUCCAGCCGAUCUAGUGCAACCUGACGGUGGAAACAGCCUGGCUUUUAGACAAGGUGGCAGAUACUAUGGCGGUGGAGGCGGUGGCAGAUACUAUGGCGGUGGAGGCGGCGGCAGAUACUACGGUGGCAGAUACUACGGCGGCGGAGGUGGUGGCAGAUACUACGGCGGCGGGGGUGGUGGCAGAUACUACGGCGGCGGAGGCGGCGGUAGAUAUUAUGGCAGA